Molecule: messenger RNA, 2318 nt
Organism: Dothidotthia symphoricarpi CBS 119687
Lineage: Eukaryota; Fungi; Ascomycota; Dothideomycetes; Pleosporales; Dothidotthiaceae
Product: SDA1-domain-containing protein
Exons: 2
Coding region: 22-2277 (751 amino acids)
Biological process (GO): ribosomal large subunit biogenesis; ribosomal large subunit export from nucleus
Cellular component (GO): nucleolus
Source: RefSeq, a predicted model, not a curated record
CUCGCCAGCAAAUACUCCAAAAUGAAGCGCAAGGUUGGAGCUCUCGAGAAGAUCGAGGCAGAUCACGCGGCGCUCCGCUACAAGAUAAAACGCGACCCCCAGAGCUACCAGGACGACUUCAACAACCAGUACCAGCAGUACGAGACGCUGCGCGAUCUUUUCCUGCAGAGCCCCUCCACCACAGACUCUGGCAUUGUGGCGCUGAAGGACCUGAUUGAGUUCGUCUCCCACUGCGCCGACUGCUACCCGACUCUCACGAGCAAGUUCCCCGAGGAGCUCACCCAGAUUCUGCUGCAGCAUCAUGAAGUGCUGGAGUAUGAGCUGCGCGACAAGAUUGUGGGGAGUCUGUGUCUGCUCCGCAACAAGGACGUCAUCGACUCCAUCGCCCUCUUGAACACCCUCUUCCCCGUUCUCGUCUCGACGCCGAGCAAGUCUCUCCGCCAGCUGCUCUUCACCAAGAUCCUCUCCGACCUGCGCUCCUCCAACAACAAGUCCACCAACCACAAGCUGAACCGCACGAUCCAGACGGUCCUGUACAACCUGCUCGAGUCCGACAAGGAGUCACCAAAGGGCAUCUGGGCUGUCAAGAUCACACGAGAGCUCUGGAAGCGGCAGAUAUGGACCGAUGCGCGUGCCGUCGAGGUCAUGCGCAUGGCAGCGCUGAGUGAGAACGAAAAGGUCAUCACGGGUGGUGUGCGUUUCUUCCUUGGUGGCGACAAAGAGCGAGAGGAGGCGGCAGAGGAAAGCAGUGACGACGACCACGACGUCGACAUGGCUCGACUACGCCACCAGGCUGGCAUAAACAAGAAGUCGAAAAAGACGGGGCGCGACCUGAAGAAGGCCGCGGCCACAGUCAAAAAGAAGGAGAAGAAGAAGAGUGCACCUCAUCCGUUGAACUUCUCGGCCCUCCACCUCCUUCACGAUCCCCAAGGCUUCGCAGAAUCGCUAUUCUCCAAGCACGUCCAGAACUCAAAGUCCAAGCUGACACUGGAGUCACGACUACUUGUGCUUCAGCUCGUAUCGCGUCUCGUUGGUCUGCAUAAGCUUACAGUCCUGUCCCUCUACUCGUACUUCCUCAAACACCUUACCCCCCGACAAGCCUCUGUGACGAGCUAUCUGGCUUGUCUCGCGCAAGCAACACACAACUAUGUGCCCCCAGACGUCCUCGAGCCGCUCGUCCAGAAGAUUGCAAACGAAUUCGUGUCUGAAGCUUCAGCCUCUGAAGUGGCAGCAGCUGGAUUGAACGCCAUUCGUGAGAUUUGCGUGCGCCAGCCGUUAGCCAUGACGGACACAUUGCUACAGGAUCUAGUUAUGUACCGUAAAUCAAAAGAUAAGGGUACAAUGAUGGCUGCCAAGGGUCUGCUAUCGCUCUACCGUGAAGUCGGCGCCGAGCUUCUGCACAAGCGUGACCGCGGCAAAGACGCCGCAAUGGGCGUACGCGCCGGAACCAUCAAGGAGCGUCGAUACGGUGAAGAAGCAGUCGGCGAGAUCGAAGGCAUCGAGCUGCUCGAGAAGUGGAAGGAGGAAGAACGCCGCAAGAAGCGCGAAGCAGCCGGUCUAGACCCCGACGUCGACGAUGGCUCAGAGCUCGACUCAGGCGAAGACUGGAAGAAAUGGGACGUCGAAUCCGACGCCGACAGCGACGACUCAGGCGGCUGGAUAAACGUCGAAUCCGACGGCGAAGACAUCAACAUCAGCGACAGCGAAGACGAAAAAGACAAGCCCAAAGCAAAGAAAGCAAAACUAGACCCCACCACCACCAGCGAAACCCCAGCGCCCACAGACUCCAAACAAACCGACGCAGACAUCAAAUCAAUCUCAAAACUCCUCACGACUACCAUCCUCACCCCAGCAGACCUCAAGCAACUCAAAGCCCUCCAGGAAUCCGCCGCCGUAAACGCACACCUCCCCUCCCACAAGCGCGCACAGCUCCUCGCCCAGCGCCACGCAGACGAGGCCAUCACAGCCGAGACCAUCGAAGCCGCCGCCUCCCUCGGCAAGAAGAACACGCGCGAGGAGAAAAUCGCAAUGGCCAAAGCCGACCGCGAGACGAACCAUCAGUCCACUACUGCGAAGCGCAAGGCGAAGAAGGAGGCUGAGGGCAAGAGUACGACGAAUAAGGAGAAGGCGCGGAAGAAGAAUUUCCUCAUGACGCUGGGUAAGGCGAAGAGUAAGAAUAAGAGGAGUUUGGUCGAUGUGAGGAAGACGCUUAAGGGGCAUGUGGAGAGGAGUAAGAGGGGGGGUAAGAGGGGUAAUCAGAAGGGUGCUAUGCCGUAAUAGAUGGGAGUGUGGAAUGGAAUACGUGCAUGAAUACGAUU